AUGAAAAUGGCGGCUCUGUGUAGUGAAUUUGGGGACCUAGUACAAAUCAAGAAGCAGCUAAUAUCAGUUAUUUCCCUUUGUAAAGAAAGAGGACUUUUAAACAGCUCGAAGUGGGCUUCUGAGCUGGCAUUUGCUUUGGCUCCUCUUCCCAAAGAUGAGCUACCGCCAGCUGUUCCUGUCACAGAGGAAGAUGCACAAGACCUGGAUGCACUUACACUGGCCAAAUCCUAUUUUGACCUAAAGGAGUACGACCGUGCUGCGUAUUUUCUGAAAGGCUGCUGCAGUCAGAAGGCUUAUUUCCUCUACAUGUAUUCUCGCUAUCUGUCUGGUGAAAAAAAGAAGGAUGAUGAGACUGUGGACAGUCUGGGUCCUCUGGAAAAGGGUCAGGUGCGCAAUGAAGCUUUGCGAGAACUAAGGGUUGAGCUCAGUAAAAAGCACAUAGCAGGAGAGCUGGAUGGCUUCACUCUCUAUCUGUAUGGGGUGGUUCUACGAAAGCUUGAUCUGCUGAAGGAGGCAGUGGAAGUGUUUGUUAAGGCGAUUCACACACUUCCUCUUCACUGGGGAGCGUGGCUGGAGCUCAGUAACCUGGUCACCAAUAUUGAAAUGCUGAAGUUGCUGUCUCUGCCAGACUGCUGGAUAAAAGACUUCUUCAUGGCCCACAUGUUCACAGAGCUGCAGAUGAUCAAAGAAGCCUUGCAGAAAUACCAGAGCCUCAUCGAAGCUGGCUUUUCUAAGAGCACCUACAUCAUUUCACAGAUUGCUGUGGCUUACCACAACAUCAGAGAUAUUGACCAAGCAUUGGCUUUGUUCAACGAGCUGAGGGAACAGGAUCCCUAUCGCAUUGACAACAUGGACACGUUCUCUAACUUGCUAUAUGUCAAAAGUAUGAAACCAGAAUUGAGCUACCUGGCUCACAAUCUGGUAGAGAUCGACAAAUACAGAGUGGAGACGUGCUGUGUUAUUGGUAACUACUACAGUUUACGCUCUCAGCAUGAGAAGGCAGCUCUUUACUUCCAGCGAGCCCUCAAACUGAACCCUCGAUGUCUCGGUGCCUGGACCCUCAUGGGCCACGAGUACAUGGAAAUGAAGAACACUUCAGCUGCCAUCCAGGCAUACCGGCAUGCCAUUGAAGUGAACAAACGCGACUAUCGGGCUUGGUACGGCCUGGGUCAGACUUAUGAGAUCCUCAAGAUGCCCUUUUACUGUUUAUAUUAUUAUCGAAAGGCUCACCAGCUCAGACCGAAUGAUUCCCGCAUGCUGGUGGCGCUGGGUGAAAGCUACGAGAAACUGUCACAGCAGCUCGAAGCCAAAAAGUGUUACUGGAGAGCGUACUCUGUUGGAGAUGUAGAAAAAAUGGCUCUGCUCAAAUUAGCAAAGCUGCAUGAACAACUGAACGAGUCUGAUGAUGCUGCCCAGUGUUACAUGCUUUACAUUCAAGACAUUUUCUCCUGUGGGGAGCAACUGGAACACGCUGAGGUGAGCACGGCUCUGCGCUACCUGGGUCAGUAUUAUUUCAAGAACAAGCUCUAUGACGAAGCGUCACUUUGUGCUCAGCGCUGCUGCGACUACAACGAUGCUCGUGAGGAGGGGAAGGCUCUGCUGAGGCAGAUCUCACAGGUCAGAGAUCAGAUCGAGACACCAUCAGCAGAUCUGUUCGCUCCGCUUUCAAACAACAACACUCCAGCCAGGAGGGUGUCUCCUCUCAAUCUGAUGUCCUUCACUCCCUGAUAUUGACAGACUAUAAAAUGGACACGUUGUGGGUUCUGUGACACAAAACUGCUGGCGGCUCUUGGUAAAUGCUGCCAGAAGACAUUGCUGCGUGGAUUUAUAUGAAAAUAAAGUGCAUUUGUUUGUAAAAAAAAAAAAAAAAAAGUGCAUCAUGCUGAACUUUAUUUUUCUAAAUCUAGCUUGGAUAAUUCUCUGUCUGGUUACUUCCUGACGGUGGAAACAGCGUAUGACAGCCAUUUGAGAGGAGAAAAAUGGGGGAUAAAUUCCAAUAAAAUGUAAUGAGUUUUUAGUCAGAAUUUCUCAUUCUAAUUUGUGACAUAGUGACUGUUCAGUGGCAUGAUGAAAUUGGUUUAUGGUUGGAUUUAAGAAAGAAAUAACGCUUAUUUUCAGCCCAGAAUCAGCAUCUGUAUUUCAAAGCAACGGUACAGGAAUGAUUUAUUCACAUUUCAAACCACUUAACCUUGAUGUACGGGACCCUGCUGUAGCAAAGGGAUGGGGCGACUUGCUUACCGUACGAAGAAUAACAUCCUGAGCCCCCCCCUCCCUCAAGUUUGAGUUUAUAAAAUCAGCAUUUUAAACCGUGCAUUAGGGUUCCCAAUCUUUCCCUGAAAUUCUUUUCCAGGACAUUUUAAUUAAAGCUGCUCCUCUUCCCUGUGGUCUCUG
Messenger RNA from Cololabis saira (Pacific saury), 2391 nucleotides. RefSeq names its product CDC23 (cell division cycle 23, yeast, homolog) (gene cdc23). Gene Ontology annotation, molecular function: protein binding. Lineage: Eukaryota; Metazoa; Chordata; Actinopteri; Beloniformes; Belonidae. Gene Ontology annotation, cellular component: anaphase-promoting complex. The transcript is spliced from 16 exons. The record is from RefSeq and is a predicted model, not a curated record. The coding region runs from base 1 to 1728 and encodes 575 amino acids. Gene Ontology annotation, biological process: cell division.